Molecule: messenger RNA, 483 nt
Organism: Solanum stenotomum
Lineage: Eukaryota; Viridiplantae; Streptophyta; Magnoliopsida; Solanales; Solanaceae
Exons: 2
Coding region: 1-483 (160 amino acids)
Source: RefSeq, a predicted model, not a curated record
AUGGAAAAUGCAGAAAAAGUUGAGAAUGAAGUUGAGUUAGUUGAGGAGCCGAAAGAUGAUACUAAAAAGGAAUCCAAGGUGACGCAAAAAGUGAUCCCCAUGACAAGACGUCCACCUCCCUUCUCACAAAGGUUGGUGAAAAAGACUGAAGAGGGUAAAUACCGCAGAGGGUAUGCGAAGUUCAUGAAGAAUCUGGUGACUGAAAAGAGGGUAGUUAGUUUUAAAAUUGAAGACAAGUUGCAGCAUUGUAGUGCCAUUGAUACUAGGUCACUGGUGCUAAAGAAAGAGGAUCCUGGAGCUUUCACCAUCCAAUUUACUAUCGGUAUACUGCACUUUGCGAAGGCACUGUGUGACUUGGGUGCUAGCAUUAACUUGAUGCCGUUGUCAAUUUAUAAGAAGUUGGGGCUAAGGACUCCCAAGCCGACUACAAUGCGAUUGCUGAUUGUGGAUAGAAUUGUGAAGAGACCUAUUGGAGUUCUCUAA